Messenger RNA from Chelmon rostratus (copperband butterflyfish), 1267 nucleotides. It is a transcript of the gene phlda3, whose product is annotated as pleckstrin homology-like domain, family A, member 3. Bases 246 to 671 code for a protein of 141 amino acids. The record is from RefSeq and is a predicted model, not a curated record. Gene Ontology annotation, biological process: positive regulation of apoptotic process. NCBI's taxonomy places the organism in Eukaryota, Metazoa, Chordata, Actinopteri, Chaetodontiformes, Chaetodontidae. The transcript has 2 exons. Gene Ontology annotation, molecular function: phosphatidylinositol phosphate binding.
AACCAACAUCCGCGGCGUGCUGUCAUUGCGCACGGAUUGGAGUUACACACAGACUAUAUGAGAGCUGUGCAUUGCCUAUUAUUACUAGUGUCAUAGCUCAGACAGAUAUGUUUUUCCUGAAGGACACUGGACGCCGUUAUAGUAGCCGAACAUAAUGUAUAUUUAAUGGUUAAAUAGUGAGACGCGCCUCUGCUGGAGACUUUCAAAGUUUCGGCUCUGUCUAAACACUUCGCCUCAGCGUGGCCAUGUCUCUGCCGGCCAAAGUGAUGAGAGACGGGCUGCUGGAGAAGCGCAGCAGCGGGCUGCUCCAGCUGUGGAAGAAGAAGCGCUGCGUGCUCACAGAGGAAGGGCUGCGUCUGCACAACUGCAAAGGCGGCGGCGGCGGCGAUGCUCCGAGCUCGGCGUGGAGCUCUAAAGCCAAGGAGCUCCGCUUUGAGCGCAUGGCCACGGUGGACUGCGUGGAGUACAAGCGCGGACUGGUGUACUUCACCGUGGUCAUGGCCACAGGGAAGGAGAUUGACUUUCGCUGUGCGCAGGACGGCACGGCGUGGAACGCGGAGAUCGCUUUGGCGCUGGUGCGCUACAAGAACCUGCAGGCCGUGCAGACGGGGCGGAAGAGGCACCUGUCCACUUCCCACCUGGGCAGCACUGGGGAGGAUGAGGAGCUCUGACCUGGAAAGGCCUUUCUACUCAAACCAGUCAGAGUGGAGAAGCGUUGAGGACACCAAAUCCAGCGGCUUGAUUCUGUGGUGCACGCGGCAUCAUGGGAUGUUGAGAACGGCCACCAGAGAACAGAGAGUAAAGGACUGAGAGCAGGAGUCACAGACGACCUUCUUGUCUUCUCACAUGAGCUCAUUCACGCUGUCAUGCAAAGCCAAGGAAUCUGAUAUAGGCCCACUGUAAGCAUGGAUGGAAGUGUUUUUUCUGUCCUGACCUCAUUGCUCGAGGUCACUGGGGAGACCCCUGCAUCAGGAAAAGAUGGCAUUAUUUGGACAGAAACUGAGGAGCUGGAACGCUGUUGACCCCCUCGUGCCUUGUUGUUUCUCUUCUUGCAUUUGAUGGAACCACAUCGCUGUUUGACAGGCUUCGAAAACUUUUCUUAUCGACUGAAGAGAUCUGCAUGUUUUUCUAUAGCUGAACAUGAAGAAUAACUAUUUUGCUCAACUUCAUUGCACAUUGUAUUCCGCUGUAUAUAGCCUACUGUAUUUGCUUAAACUAUGUACAGUAUCACCCUCCUAAACAGAUGAAAUAAAUUUUUGUCAGGAAU